AUGGAUCUACUCUUCAAACAGCAACAGAAGAUAUGUAAUUAUAAGGAUGAUAGGAAAACGGAAGUAUUAGCUGUCAUUGGAGGUUUUAAAGCAGACUAUGCCAUCCAGAUGAAUACCAUCAUGGGUCUCUACAAGUUCCCACAGCUCACCUACGGUGCAUACGAUGCUCCACUCAGGGGGAAAACUGUAUUCCCUGCUUUGUACCAAAUGUCACCGAGGGAAACGGCUCUGCACUUGGGGAUUGUCCAGCUACUCCUGCAUUUUGAGUGGACAUGGGCUGGGCUCAUUGUUUCAAAUGAUGAUGCUGGAGAAAGCUUUGCACAGAUUUUGACAUCUCUGCUUGCUGAGAAUAACAUCUGUGUUGCCUACAUGCACACAUUUGGAGAAAAAAUAAAAUAUUGGCAUGAAGAUGGCAUGAAACUUCAUUCAAUGGUACAUCAAGACAUGAUAUUCACUACAGUCAAUGUGGUCAUUGUAAGUGGGGAUACUAGCUCUCUGCAGGAUCUUGCAUAUAUGUUAUCAAACAUUUUCCGAGGGAAAUAUUUCGAUAAGGUUUGGCUCGCAACACCUCGGUGGGAUAUCAGCCAAGAAUGCAUGUCAGACCCCUUGUCUCCUUGUUUCCAUGGUUCCUUGUCCUUCUCAGACCACAGAAAACCAGUUCCAGGUUUUUACAACUUUCUCAAAAACCUAAAACCCGAUGAAUCCAUGAUGCACUUUAUCUAUACAUUUUGGGAAACUUCAUUCCAAUGUUAUGUUUUUGAUGAAAUGCAGGAUUUUGAAAAAAAGUGUAGCAGAAUGGAAAGAAUUGGGAUUAACCGCACACCUUUUUUUGAGCUGGAUAUGACUAGUGAAAGCUACGCUCUCUACAAUGGUGUCUAUGCCAUAGCAUAUGCAUUGCAUAACAUUCAUAUUUCAGGGCAAAACCUCAUGAGGAAUAGAGCAAAAUUCAAACAGUUGAAUGUUCAGACUUGGCAGCUCAACUCUUUCCUGGAAAACGUCCAUUUUAACAAUGGGGCUGGGCAUGAAGUCUUGACUGAAAAUGGGAGAGUCUCAGCUGGCUAUGAUAUCAUCAACUGGGUCGAAGUCCCCAAUGGCACUUACCAGAAAUUCCAAGUUGGGCAUAUUUCAGCAAGCCACGAGCUCACCAUCAAUGAGGAUGCCAUUGUGUGGAGUAAGAUUUUUAACCAGACAAAGCCUCAUUCCCAGUGUGUUGAGAGAUGCCACUUUGGACAGCACAGGAUGAUCCAGGAAGGGCAGCCCACUUGCUGCUAUGACUGUACUCCAUGCCCAGAAGACAUGUUUUCUAAUAAGGCAGACGCAGUUCAUUGUGACAAGUGCCCUGAAGAUCAAUAUCCAAAUGAAAACAAGGACCAAUGUAUUCCCAAGGUUAUAACUUUCUUGACGUAUGAUGAGCCCUUAGGGAUCACUUUGGUUUCACUUGCUGUUUCCUUUUCUUUCAUCACAAUUUUUGUAUUCCAAACCUUUCUCAGGAACUGGAAUACUCCCAUUGUCAAAGCCAACAAUCAGAACCUCACCUGCCUUCUUCUCAUCUCCAUCCUGCUUUGCUACUUGUCUUCUCUCCUAUUCAUUGGCAAACCUCGGAACGCCACCUGCCUUCUCCGACAAGCAGCCUUCGGCAUUGUCUUCUCUGUUGCAAUUUCUUGUGUGUUGGCAAAAACAAUCAUUGUCAUCCUAGCUUUCCUGGCCACAAAGCCAGGCAACAGGGUGAGGAAAUUUCUAGGGCAGAAAGUAGCAAAUGCCAUUGUUCUUUUUUCUUCCCUCGUUCAAGUGGGCAUUUGUACUGUUUGGGUGUCAACCUCUCCUCCCUUCCCAGAUGCUGACAUGCACUCACAGACUGGACACAUCAUACUGGAAUGUAAUGAAGGCUCCAUCACCAUGUUUUGCUGUGUACUGGGUUACAUUGGCUUUCUUGCCAUCAUCAGCUUCAUUGUAGCUUUCCUAGCCAGAAAAUUGCCGGAUACUUUUAAUGAAGCCAAGUUCAUCACCUUCAGUAUGCUGCUGUUUUGCAGUGUUUGGGUGUCCUUUAUUCCAGGCUACUUGAGCACUAAGGGGAAAUAUGUUGUGGCUGUGGAGGUUUUUGCCAUCUUGGCUUCCAAUACUGGACUAUUGAUUUGUAUCUUCCUUCCAAAAUGUUACAUUAUUCUUCUGAGAGCUGAUCUGGAUUCUAGGAAAUUACUACAAGGAAACACAUAA
Molecule: messenger RNA, 2214 nt
Organism: Rhineura floridana
Lineage: Eukaryota; Metazoa; Chordata; Lepidosauria; Squamata; Rhineuridae
Product: vomeronasal type-2 receptor 26-like
Exons: 5
Coding region: 1-2214 (737 amino acids)
Biological process (GO): G protein-coupled receptor signaling pathway
Cellular component (GO): membrane
Molecular function (GO): G protein-coupled receptor activity
Source: RefSeq, a predicted model, not a curated record